UAAGGUAAGACUAGUCAAAUGCACAGAAGCUUUGCAUGUAAUGAGCUUUCUCUCUCUCUCUCUCUCUCUCCCCCUGAACUUUAUAUAAACCUUGCCUCUUAGUUUGUCACAGACUCGAACCCACUUUUCUUGACUGCUACCUUUGCCUGCCUUCAAGUAUCACCAGACCAGCUUUCUCUCUUCUAUCACUUUCUCUAUAACAAUUCCAUUUCCAAUUUCAAAGCUAUAGCUGUUAAAUGGCAGCCUUUUCAUACCUCCACAAUUCUUUUAUUCUUGACUCAAAUAUCUUGUCAACAAAUAUUAAGAUGUCGAGCUUUGUGGAAGAUGAAAAUCUCAACACCAACGGUUUCUCUCAAUUUUACGCACCUGAACUUGUGCAAGAGAUUCCUGUUGAUGUUACUGUUCAGGAAAGUAGCUGUCUUGAACACAGCUCAAAGGUUGCUUUUAGUGAUAAUGAGCCUUCUGUGACCAAAAAGCAGAGUACAGAUUCUUCAAUUGUGGUGGAUAAGCUUGAUAGCGGUGAGCAAGUUACUCAGAAGGUCCCUCCCAUGGAGAAGAAGAGGAAGAGCAGAAAUAAGGCUUCUUUGACUUUCACUCAAUCUAAGAAUCCGACAGAAGGAGUAAUGAAGAAACAAAAGAAAUGCAAUGGUACCCUGAAAGAAGAAGGGAAGAAGCCUAAUGCUGGAAAGAAAGAUCAGAAGAAAGUUGCUGAAGAGCCUCCAACAGGUUACAUUCAUGUAAGAGCAAGGAGGGGUCAGGCAACUGAUAGCCACAGCCUUGCAGAAAGGGUAAGAAGAGAGAAAAUAAGUGAAAGGAUGAAGAUAUUACAAAGACUUGUUCCGGGCUGUGACAAGGUAACCGGAAAGGCCCUCAUGUUGGAUGAGAUAAUCAAUUAUGUUCAGUCCCUACAAAAUCAAGUGGAGUUCCUUUCAAUGAAGCUUGCCUCAGUGAAUCCCAUGUUCUAUGAUUUUGGAAUGGACCUCGAUGGACUCAUGCUCAGGCCAGAGGGAUUAAGUAGCAUGGCUUCAACACAGCCAUCUAUGACACAAUGCAGCCCCACACAGCCCACAGGUUUUGCUGAUCUAACCACAACCACAGCCUUUACCACUACAAAUAACUAUCCUAUUGUGGACAGUUCAGGUUCAACAUUAUUCCAACAUGGACAAAGGCCAAAUGCCUUAUCUGAGGAUAUUGCUAAUGUAUUCUGUGAUGUGGAAGACCAAAGACAAAAAUUUCUUAAUCCGUCUGGGUUUUUCAACAACUUAUGUUUCUUCCAUUAAUAAAUAAUAUUCAACUGCUGCCCCACAAAAAUUGGGUUAAAGUGAUGCGCUGAACAUGAAUAAAGGGUGGCAAAAUCAAUGGAUGAAGAACAAGAGGGACAGACAUAACCGACCAAAUAAAACCAGAUCUUUUGUAGAUCCCAUGUUCCAGUCCAUUUUGACUCCCAUGUCUCUCAUGCACAGAUUCCAAGACCUUGUGGUAGUUAAGCUAGAGACAUCAGAAACAAUAUAUAUAUUUAUGUGUGUGUGAAAUACUAAAUAUCAUUAUUACCCCAUUGCAAAACU
Molecule: messenger RNA, 1565 nt
Organism: Quercus lobata
Lineage: Eukaryota; Viridiplantae; Streptophyta; Magnoliopsida; Fagales; Fagaceae
Product: basic helix-loop-helix (bHLH) DNA-binding superfamily protein
Exons: 8
Coding region: 237-1280 (347 amino acids)
Biological process (GO): regulation of DNA-templated transcription
Cellular component (GO): nucleus
Molecular function (GO): DNA-binding transcription factor activity; protein dimerization activity
Source: RefSeq, a predicted model, not a curated record